AUCUUUGGUCCCUUUUCAAGAUUUCCAAACCAAAACAUUUUGUUCUCUAAAACCCUAAAAUCCACACAUCAACAAAAUGUUACUCCACUCAACAAUAUCUCAAUCUCCACCACACCCACAACCCAUUUUCAUAUCAUCAUCAAAUUCUUUAAAUUUCCCAUCUGGGUUUAGGAUUUUACAACUCAAAAAGUCCAAAUGUAGUGGCUUUAUUGUAAAAAACCAAUCUUCAGUGUCAAAAGUGCAUAGUUAUGGAACAGUUGAUUAUGAGAAAAGUAGGCCAGGAACAAGUGUAACAUGGAAGUCUAUUUAUAAAAGGAUUUCAGUAAUGGGGAACCCUGAAAAGGGUGCAACUGAGGUUUUGAAUCAGUGGGAAAAUGAAGGCAAAAAAGUUACAAAAUGGGAACUUUGUAGAAUUGUUAAAGAAAUGAGGAAAUAUGGUAGGCAUAAGCUUGCUCUUGAGAUUUACAUGUGGAUGAAUAACAGACCUGAGAGGUUCAGAAUAUCAUCGAGCGAUGCGGCAAUUCAACUAGAUCUAGUAUCUAAAGUAUACGGUAUAUCAGGUGCUGAAGAUUACUUCAAAAGCCUGCCGAAUAAUUUAAUGGACAAACGUAUAUAUGGGGCCCUCUUAAAUGCUUAUGUGCGUGCUAGAAUGGUGGAAAAGGCCGAAUCUUUAUUAGUUGAAAUGAAAAAGAAAGACUAUGCUAGCCAUGCCCUUCCAUUCAACGUGAUGAUGACCCUCUACAUGAACCUUAAAGAUCAACAAAAAGUGGAAGCCUUAGUUAAAGAAAUGAUGCAAAACAACAUCGAUUUAGAUUUAUAUUCAUAUAAUAUCUGGAUUUCAUCUCGUGGGAAUCAAGGAUCUAUUGAAGAAAUGGAGGAAGCUUUUGAAAAACUAAACCUUGACGGGUCGGUCAAUCCAAAUUGGACUACUUAUAGUACCAUGGCUACUUUAUAUAUCAAGAAGGGCGCAUUUGAAAAGGCUGAAGAUUAUCUUAGAAAGAUUGAAACCCUAAUCACAGGGCGUGAUCGAAUUCCUUAUCAUUAUCUUUUAAGUCACUAUGGUAGUAUUGGGAGGAAAGAAGAAGUUCAAAGGAUUUGGGAAUCCUAUAAAACAAUCUUUCCAUAUAUACCGAAUUUGGCUUAUCAUGCUGUUAUCUCCGCGUUCAUCAGAAUGGAAGAUAUUGAAGAAGCCGAGAUUCUUUAUGAAGAAUGGGUGUCAAUAAGGUCAUCUUAUGACCCAAGAAUUGGUAAUCUUUUAUUAGGUUGGUAUACUAGAAAUGGGCUCUUGGAGAAAAGUGAACUUUUUCUCAAAGAAAUGUUGAAUGUUGGCAAAUCAAAUUCGAGUACAUGGGAAAUUGUUGCUGAAGGGCACAUCAAAGAAGGUAGGGUAUCAGAUGCAUUAUCUUGCUUUGAAAAAGCGGUAUCUAAUGAAGGGUCGAGCUUCUGGAGGCCAAAACCUGUGAAUGUUGCUGCUUUGUAUAAUCUUUGCGAACGGGAUAAUGAUGAAAAAAGCAAGGAGGCGUUGCUUGAGGUGUUGAAAGGAGCUGGUGUUCUUGAGGAUGAUGCUUAUAUGUCGCUUUUACCUUUUUACAAUGGAUCAAACCCGGGAAAUGUUCCAGAAAUUGAGGGUGAUAAUGAUGAAGAAGCGGCGGAUUUACUUUUAAACGAACUGCAAGCAAUUUAAGGACUGAUUAUAAUCUGGUAUUUAUGUUAUAAUUCAUUGUUGUUAAAGAUUAAUGCAGAUUCUAGUUAUGGUUAGUCGUUACACAAGAUUUUGCAGAGUUCUUAUGAUGAUGUUUGGCAUUUUGAGCGAAGUUAGAUACAUUCAAGGAGUUGGUUUUUUUAGGCUUUUA
Molecule: messenger RNA, 1853 nt
Organism: Erigeron canadensis
Lineage: Eukaryota; Viridiplantae; Streptophyta; Magnoliopsida; Asterales; Asteraceae
Product: pentatricopeptide repeat-containing protein At1g02150
Exons: 2
Coding region: 77-1684 (535 amino acids)
Cellular component (GO): mitochondrion
Molecular function (GO): protein binding
Source: RefSeq, a predicted model, not a curated record